UACACUGACGAGCGUUCACCCUAACGUAUAUUUUUUUGGUUUGGUUGGUAAGAGUAAAUUGGAAUUUGAAUCGAACGGCCAAUGAACGACGAAUAUUCGAAAGUUUUAUAACUGUCAUUUAUUCAUUUGAGGUGAAAUAGUUCUUUGCUGCAAGAUCUUCGUUGAGAUCUAGAAUAGGAGUACAAAUAUUAAUAUUAUAAACUUUAAGUAAUAUAAAUAAAAAAUAACAUGUCUAAAGAAGAUGAUACUCAAGUUAUCCCAGAAAUAAUAUAUGAUAAACACACUAAAACGACAUAUAGAAAAGGCAGGUUUUAUGGGAAGGGAGGUUUUGCAAAAUGUUACGAAUUAACAAAUACUUUAAACAGUCAAGUUUAUGCUGGAAAGAUAGUAUCAAAGUUACUUAUGACAAAACAAAAUCAGAAGGAAAAAAUGACUCAAGAAAUUCAAAUACAUCAAUCACUUCGCCACAGAAAUGUUGUUGGGUUUCAUAAUUUUUUUGAUGAUAACCACAACAUUUAUAUCAUUCUAGAAUUAUGCAGAAAGAAGUCCAUGAUGGAACUCCACAAACGUAGAAAGGCUUUAACUGAACCGGAAACUAGAUUUUAUAUGAAACAAAUUUUAUCUGGUGUCCAAUACUUGCAUCAAAAUCGAAUCAUUCAUCGGGAUUUAAAAUUAGGCAAUUUAUUUUUAAAUGAUGACUUAAUAGUGAAAAUAGGUGAUUUUGGGCUGGCUGCAAAAAUUGAAUUUGAGGGGGAAAGAAAAAAAACUUUGUGUGGCACUCCUAAUUACAUAGCUCCAGAAAUAUUAACAAAAAAGGGACAUUCCUUCGAAGUAGAUAUUUGGUCAAUAGGCUGCAUUAUGUAUACACUGCUUAUUGGAAAGCCUCCAUUUGAAACUACCAGCUUGAAGGAGACAUACGAUAGAAUAAAGAAGUGUGAAUAUAGAAUAACUUCGAAUAUAUCUGUAUCAUCUCAACACAUGAUUAUGAUGAUGUUGCAAUCAGACCCCAAAAGUCGUCCAAAAGUAGAAGAAUUAUCAAGUCAUGAAUUUAUAGUUAAUGGAUAUUGCCCACCAAGUCUUCCCGUUAGCGCAUUAACUAUGGCUCCUAGAUUUGAGAAGUUUGACGUAACUUCUAGAAGACCACUUACAGAAAUUAAUAAUGGGGAAGCCAUGGUCAUAUCUCCUCAAAAGAAACAUAAUUCAAUUACAGCAGGUUUGCUACCUACAGCACCUGUUACAAAAACUUAUUCAACAUUUGAUGCAAAAGAAAAUUUCCUGGUUCUAAAAUCUAUGAUACAUGGGGUAAUAAAAUCAAAGCCAGCCAGGCAUCAAGUUUUCUCAGAUGAAAUGUCUGAUCCUUCUGCCCAACCGAUGAUUUGGGUGUCUAAAUGGGUGGAUUAUUCCGAUAAAUAUGGUUUUGGCUAUCAAUUAUCUGAUGAAGGUGUAGGAGUUAUGUUCAAUGAUACAACAAAACUUAUUAUGUUACCCAACGGAAUAAAUGUGCACUAUGUGGAUAAAAAUGGAGACGAAUCGUACAUGACUGUCGAUAAUUAUCCAAAACAACACGAGAAGAAAAUGAAACUUCUGUCUUACUUUAGUAGGUAUAUGAGAGAACACCUCCUGAAAACUGGCGCGUCUGUAGUAAAAGAUACUGAUUCUAUGUCUCGAACACCACACUUGCAUCAAUGGUGUAGAUCGACAUCUGGUGUUCUUAUGCAAUUAAACAAUGGCACUGUGCAGAUGAAUUUUGGAGAUCAUACAAAAAUAAUAAUGUGUCCCUUGAUGGCUGCAAUAACUUAUAUAGACGAAGAUAGAUCAUUCCGAACAUUUAAGUUCGAAUCAAUACAAAAGCAUGGUUGUCCAGUAGGAUUAUACGAAAAGAUUCAUUAUGCCCACGAAAAACUUUCAAUAUUAUUAGAGUCUCAAUAAGUUCUGACAAGUUUAUGGUUAUUUUACACUUUUUAUAUUUCAUAUUUAUUCAUCGUAUAAUAAAAUUUUAUUUUUCAAA
Diorhabda sublineata is the source of this 2008-nucleotide messenger RNA. It is a transcript of the gene polo, whose product is annotated as serine/threonine-protein kinase polo. The transcript is spliced from 8 exons. The coding region runs from base 229 to 1929 and encodes 566 amino acids. Lineage: Eukaryota; Metazoa; Arthropoda; Insecta; Coleoptera; Chrysomelidae. Gene Ontology annotation, molecular function: protein binding; ATP binding; protein serine/threonine kinase activity. The record is from RefSeq and is a predicted model, not a curated record. Gene Ontology annotation, cellular component: cytoplasm; nucleus; centrosome. Gene Ontology annotation, biological process: regulation of cytokinesis; protein phosphorylation; mitotic cell cycle.